Labeo rohita (rohu) is the source of this 956-nucleotide messenger RNA. RefSeq names its product cytosolic phospholipase A2 gamma. The record is from RefSeq and is a predicted model, not a curated record. Lineage: Eukaryota; Metazoa; Chordata; Actinopteri; Cypriniformes; Cyprinidae. The coding region runs from base 66 to 956 and encodes 296 amino acids. Gene Ontology annotation, biological process: glycerophospholipid catabolic process. Gene Ontology annotation, cellular component: cytosol; nuclear envelope; nucleoplasm. Gene Ontology annotation, molecular function: calcium-dependent phospholipid binding; calcium ion binding. The transcript is spliced from 9 exons.
AGAGACAACGGCUGCUGUUGUUGUUAUUGGUGAAUCUCAGGAUUGUACAAGACUACACAAGAACAAUGGAUGGAUCCAGUUCAAGCCCCAGAGGCAGUGAGGUGAGAAUCGGACACUCUCUGAAUAAGGAUGAGGAGGCGUUUGUAGCCAGAAGGAGAAAAACUGUUUUACAUUGCCUGCAGAGGCUUCAGAUAUACCGGGAUGAUGAGGCAAACUUUGUCGGAGGAGGACGAAGAGCCAUGCCUGGAGUGCCGAACAUUGCAUUGCUGGGUUCUGGAGGAGGACAAAGAGCCAUGGUGGGUUUGCUGGGAUCCCUGGUUGAGCUGGAUAAAGCAGGUCUUCUGGACUGUAUCCUUUAUCUGAGCGGAGUCUCUGGAUCCACCUGGUGCAUGGCCUCCUUAUACCAAGAACCAGACUGGUCCACCAAACUAGACACCGUGAAAGACAAAAUCAUCAAGAGACUCAAUGGCCCAGUCGUUAGCUUUACAGAAGCAUUUAAAAAAUUGAAGAAAUAUCACAAGAAAAACUUCUUCAGCUUGACUGACGUUUGGGCAGUGCUGGCUGUCACAGAAUAUGUGAAAGAGAUAAACGAACACACACUCACAGAAGAGUGGAACCAUCUCAGUAAAGACCCAUUUCCCAUCUACACACUGAUCGAUAAGCAAUGCAAACAGCAAGGAGAUGGAGACCCCUGGUUUGAGAUCAGUCCAUAUGAAGCAGGUUAUUCCCUCACUGGAGCAUUUGUGGACACCUGCAACUUUGGCAGCCAGUUUGACAAUGGCUCAAAGAAAAAUCAUCAGGAUGAAUUUGACAUGCUGUACCUGCAAGCACUGUGUGGCAGCGCCUUAGCAGAAAAAAAGGAGAUUCUAAAAUUCAUCUGGCAACAAAUAAAAGGUGCAACAGCAUUUGAAGUUUCAGUUCUGCCUAAAAAUGACAGUCAUUUCAUUAUGAUGUGA